Molecule: messenger RNA, 1511 nt
Organism: Linum tenue
Lineage: Eukaryota; Viridiplantae; Streptophyta; Magnoliopsida; Malpighiales; Linaceae
Source: the annotation of a GenBank genome assembly
GAAAAGGAAAAGUUGUACACGCUUUGGAAAGUGGGAAGGAACAGGCGCAGAGCAGAGUUAGGUUGGAUGGAUUAGAUUCACCUUCUGCUCUCUCUUCCUUCUAUUUCAGACUUCUCCCUUUCUCUCUCUCCCCCCUCCCCUCCCUUCAUCGUCAAGACGAAUACCAGCCUUAUGAAUAUUUACUCCUAUGAAUUACUGUGUAUCCGCCCUCUCUUCUGAUAACUCCUCCGAUGAAACUCCGCCGCUUCCAGUGAGCAAUAUGGCGUAUAUACGACCACUAAAGAAGAACCUCCGUUUUCUCUUGAGGGGAUUCGUUGCCUCAAUUGCGGAGCCGGAGCUGCCUCGCGCGAUUGUUUGCUUGACGGUUGACUUCCCUCGCCAUGUUUCCUUGCCUCCUCGCCGCAGCUGCCAGGUUGGGAUCUGCAAGUGCGGUAGGCGAAGGACUCAUAAAGUCUUGGAUGCUGACCAGCUGAACAAGGAAAAAGAACCAGGAAAGAAGAAGGUAGGGAAGCACGGAAAGAAGGUGAAAGAGACCUCACCUUCGCCUACCGCACUUGCAGAUCCCAACCUGGCAGCUGCGGCGAGGAGGCAAGGAAACAUGGCGAGGGAAGUCAACCGUCAGGCAAACAAUCGCGCGAGGCAGCUCCGGCUCCGCAAUUGAGUCAACGAAUCCUAGAGUGCAUCCUUAUGGUUUCAGAAUGUUUACUUACCUGUCAAAAUAAGAUACUCGAUUCACUACUCAAAUGCAUACACAAAGCAUUAACAUUGCUAUAGUUCAUCAUGUGUUUGAGAGACAGAUAGAAGGGGUAUGAAAGAUGUUAAGAGAGAUUAACAUUUGUUUUCAAAGUUUCACUUUUAACAAUAUAUAUAUAUAUAUGGUUUAGAGAUCCAGAAACAGUGAAUUAACAAACAAUCCAUGAGAACAUGGAGAACAACCAUAAAAAAGACUAGACCUUCACACGACAAAAUAUUAGACACAGAAUACGAAUUAACAAACAACAUAUGGUAUUGCAAAUGUAAGAUCUGGAUACAAGGAUGUCACAAUAGAGAGACAGAGGCCUAGAUCUCAUUGCAGGAAAUAUACGCACCAAUGUUUAAGACCACAUUGAACACUCAGAUCCACAGAUCUAUUCCUCUACCAAAGAAUGAGAGAUGUUUAGAUCGGUUCCCCAGAACAUAAAUCGCAACCAAAGGAUCCAGAAUAGAGAAGGGAUUGAUCUACCAAUAAAAAAACAGAGUAGAUAACGAAGAUCUGGGACAUACUCUUGAAAGUUUAAAGCUUUUCAUAUGACCAUGAGUUGUUUGGUCCAUUUGAUUGAGAUUUUGUUUAAAAAAAAUUAAAGCUUUUCAACGGAAAUCCAUUUCUGUAGACCAAAGACAGCAGAAGAUGCGCAUAUAGAGAAGUAUGAACUUACCCCUCAAGAGAAGGCGCGGUCUUAAACACAAUGCUUAUAGAUCAUUAUGUUUAACCCUUGUCUAUAUGUACACAUAAUACUAUCUGACCAUGCAUG